Molecule: messenger RNA, 681 nt
Organism: Quercus lobata
Lineage: Eukaryota; Viridiplantae; Streptophyta; Magnoliopsida; Fagales; Fagaceae
Product: ATP-dependent DNA helicase pif1-like
Exons: 1
Coding region: 1-681 (226 amino acids)
Biological process (GO): telomere maintenance; DNA repair
Molecular function (GO): DNA helicase activity
Source: RefSeq, a predicted model, not a curated record
AUGGCAUUCUUUGUGGAUGGUCCAGGAGGAACUGGAAAAACAUUUUUGUAUCAUGCAUUACUAGCAUCUUUAAGAAGUGAUGGUCAUAUCGCAAUUGCCACAGCAACAUCUAGUAUUGCAGCAACAUUACUACCUGACGGAAGAACAACACAUUCAAGAUUUAAAAUACCUUUAAUUCCUGAAGCAUCAUCAACUUGCUCUAUAAGUAAAAAAUCUAAUUUGGCUGAACUCAUUAGACGUGCAGUAGUUUUUAUUUGGGAUGAAGCUCAUAUGGUGAAUCGAUGUGCACUUGAAGCAUUAGAUAGAACAUUGCAGGAUCUUAUGAAAGUUAAUUCACAUUUUGGUGGAAAGGUGCUAAUACUGGGAGGAGAUUUUCGUCAGGUACUUCUUGUUGUUCCCAAAGGCACAAAGGUAGAGUUGUUAAAUGCACGUAUAGUCAACUCCCCAUUAUGGAGAUAUAUCAAGAUCUUACAUUUAACUCAAAACAUGAGAUUUAUUAACAAUCAACAGUUUUCAAAGUACAUAAGGCGCAUUGGUGAUGGAAUUGAACCAUUUGCAAGAGACGAUCCGAUUAAAGUUUCAUCUUCUAUGGCAAUACCAUGGGAGGGUGAUCAUUCAAUUACUCAACUAAUUGAACAAGUUUUUCUAGAUUUGCAAAAUCAUGCCUACAAUGCAAGAUAG